Spinacia oleracea (spinach) is the source of this 3837-nucleotide messenger RNA. RefSeq lists its product as uncharacterized. Bases 1 to 3837 code for a protein of 1278 amino acids. Lineage: Eukaryota; Viridiplantae; Streptophyta; Magnoliopsida; Caryophyllales; Amaranthaceae. The transcript has 4 exons. Gene Ontology annotation, biological process: DNA integration. Gene Ontology annotation, molecular function: nucleic acid binding. The record is from RefSeq and is a predicted model, not a curated record.
AUGCUCCCUCGAUCUCAACCGCCAUCUCCAUCAACAAUACCUCCACCAUCGACCACCCUUCUAACCAAAGGGAAGGGCAAGGUAAGUUCCUACAACACUAUGCCUCCUAAUACCUCUUUUUGUGACGUUUGUGGCGGACAUGAUCAUCUCCCCAAUAUGUGCCAUUUGUUGCAAAACAUGUCCUAUGUUGAACAUGACCCAUCUUAUGAGAAUGAAUUUGAUGUUGAGUAUGAUAAUGCCUUGAAUGAAAGGUCUAGGUAUGAUGGACCCCAAAUUCCUAAUUUCAAUAGACAACAAGGUCCUAGAGGUCCCUCUACUAAUUCUUAUCAAGGUCUUACCUUCCAAGGGGGUGGGUUUGAUCACCAAAACCGGGGUAACUAUACGGGACAAAGCUAUCAAGGCCACGCUUCCUGUGGUCAACCCUAUGGUUAUGGUCAUCAAUCACAAUACAACGAAGGUAGUUAUGGGUCAAACCACCAAGUUGGAGGGGGCUAUAACUACGGAUAUGUGCAUAAUAGAGGAACCUCUAGUGGGGGGUAUCAAAUGAAUCCGGGAAACCAAUACGGCAAUUCCCAAUAUCCUCCUCCCGGAUUCAAUGGAUCUAGACCACACGGCACUCAACUCCCACUCAACUCUUCCCUUAGCAAUGCUCCCUCACCGCUCCCGCCUCCCAAGUCUAAUCUUGAGACUCUCAUGGAGUCGUUUGUGGGGGCGCAAGCUAAGAAGAAUGUGGAGUUUGAGGAUGGAAUCAAGCAAUCUAACAUCCAUUUAAAAAUGAUUGAGACUCAAUUGGCUCAACUAGCUAGCUCCAUUAAUCAAAAUCAAACAUACCCAAAUCUUCCAUCUCAAGGUCAUGACUCUAAAAAGCAAAUGAAUGCAAUUGUAACAAGAAGUGGGAAGGGUAUGAAUGAUGGUGCUACGUCUAGAGAAGUCCCUAAGUCCAAUGUUGGUAAUAAAAGGGUAGUUGGGGACCUAGGUGAAGAUGAGGAAGAACAUGUUGUGUCCCAAAGGGAGGUUGAGACGGAUGAUUUGAGGCCAAGGGAGGCCACUCCUCUCCAACCUAUUAUUCCUAAGCUCCCCUUUCCCCAAAGAAAUGAUAAGCAAGUUGCAGUCACCAUCCCCUUUACGGACGCAAUCAAGCAAAUGCCUACCUACUCUCGAUUUCUUAAGGAAAUCUUAAGUGGAAAAAGGGAUUGUGACGUAAAGGAGACGGUGAACCUCACCGAGAAUUAUAGUGCUAUUAUUCUUAACCAAAUGCCACCCAAACUCAAAGACCCGGGUAGUUUCUCUAUCCCUUGUGCUAUUAAGAAUCUUGAAAUAAGCAAUGCCUUGUGUGAUUUGGGUGCUAGUGUUAGUUUAAUGCCUUAUUCGGUGUUCACCAAGCUCGAAGUUGGUGAUCUUGUCCCAACCAACAUUACAUUGCAACUUGCCGACCGUUCGGUCAAAUAUCCUACUGGCAAGAUUGAGGAUGUACCCUUGAGAGUUGGUAAAUUUGUGAUCCCCGUCGACUUUGUGGUGCUAGAUAUAGAUGAGGACGUGCAUGUCCCUAUUAUUCUUGGUCGGCCUUUCUUGGCCACGGCGGGGGCCAUUAUUGAUGUUAAACAAGGGAAAAUCACUUUGAAAGUUGGGAAGGAUAGUUUGGUUUUUGACUUGAAUAAAACCAUGUGGUAUCCUAGUUCUACUAAUGAGAAAUAUUUCUUGGUUGACUCUUUUGAUCCCCUAGUGCAUGAUAUGCAUGAGCACUUGCUCACUACUAAUGAUCCGCUUGAGCUUGCUAUUUUGAAUAGAGAAGGCUUAGGAGAUGUAGGGGUUGAAGCGGCCAACUACAAGGAAUUUUUGGAUUCCACCCCACCUUGUGCUCAAUCGGAGCAAUGUUUGAUUUUGCUUGAUCGGGAAGAAGUUUCGGAUGAUCAUGAACGCCGAAUUGGUAAGGAAGCUCCCAAGGUAGAGCUCAAACCUCUACCUUCGAGCUUGAGGUAUGUUCUUCUUGGUCCAAAUUCUUCUUAUCCCGUUAUUAUUAACUCUAGUUUGGAUGAUGAGCAAGUUCUCAAGCUCACUAAUGUUUUGAAACGUCAUCAAAGUGCUUUGGGCUACACAAUUGGUGAUUUGAAUGGUGUUAGCCCAAAACUUUGUAUGCAUCAUAUUGAGCUUGAGGACAAUGCCGUCCCCCAUCGUGAAAGGCAACGAAAGCUUAAUCCACCUAUGGGUGAGGAGGAUCCCAUUUGGGAAAUGCAAUGGAGGUUUCAACGAUGCAUGAUGAGUAUUUUCGGAGAUAUUCUUGAAGAAGAAAUUGAGGUUUUCAUGGAUGACUUUUCGGUCGGUGGUGGCUCGUAUGAUGAGUGCCUUCUCAACUUGGAGAAAUAUCUUGAGCGGUGUGAGAAGGUUCACUUGGUCUUAAAUUGGGUGAAGUGUCACUUCAUGGUACAAGAGGGUAUUGUUCUUGGGCACAAGGUUUCGAAUCUCGGGAUUGAGGUUGAUAAGGCAAAGAUUGAGGUGAUUGAGAAGCUACCUCCUCCGGUCAAUGUGAAAGGAGUUCGUUCUUUUCUUGGGCAUGCGGGAUUCUAUAGGAGGUUUAUCAAGGAUUUUUCUUUGCUUGCUUGGCCUCUUACUAACCUCCUUCAAAAGGAAUGUGACUUCCACUUUGAUGAUGCUUGCCAUGAUGCUUUCAACAAGCUCAAAUCGGCUUUGAUCUCCACUCCUAUUGUGCAAGCUCCGGAUUGGUCCCUCCCUUUUGAGCUCAUGUGUGAUGCAAGAGACUAUUCUAUUGGGGGUGUUUUGGGUCAAAGGAAAGACAAGAAUCUUCAUGUCAUUUAUUACAUGUCCAAGGCCCUAAAUCAAGCUCAAUCUAACUACACCACUACGGAAAAGGAGUUUCUUGCCAUAGUUCAUGCAUUUGAGAAGUUCCGCCCCUACUUGGUUGGUUCGAAAACCAUCGUCUACACCGAUCAUGUGGCCAUCCGCUAUCUCAUGGCUAAGAAGGAGUCAAAGCCUAGACUUAUCCGAUGGGUUCUCCUACUUCAAGAAUUUGAUAUUGAGAUUCGGGACAAGAAGGGUGCCGAAAAUGUUGUAGCUGAUCACCUUUCCCGAAUUGAGCUUUGUGACAUGGAGGUGGAUGAGGUGCUCAUUGAGGAUGCCUUACGUGAUGAUGUUUUGUACGCAAUUCAUGAUGCGAAGAAGUAUGUGUGGGAUGAGCCACUCAUGUAUAGGAGAGGAGCCAAUGGGCUAUUACGGAAAUGCGUUCCGAAUGAUGAGGUCGGUAGUGUCCUUCAUAUGUGCCACUCGUCUCCUUGUGGAGGGCACAUGGGAGGAGAUAAGACCGCCUCAAAGGUGUUGCAAAGUUUACUUUGGUGGCCUACUCUUUUCUGUGAUGCUUGGGCUUUUGUCAAGUCUUGUGAUCGUUGUCAAAGGACGGGAAAUAUUUCUAAGAGGCAUGAGAUGCCCCAAAAUCCUAUCUUGGAGUUAAAAGUGUUUGAUGUGUGGGGUAUUGACUUCAUGGGACCUUUCCCUUCUUCUUAUGGCAAUCUCUAUAUUCUAGUGGCGGUUGAUUAUGUUUCAAAGUGGGCGGAAGCUAUUGCCUCACCCACUAAUGAUCACAAGGUGGUUGACAAUCUCUUCAAGAAGAUCAUUUUUCCGCGUUUUGGGGUUCCUAGGGCCGUGAUAAGUGAUGGGGGAUCACACUUUGCUCAUGGGAAGUUCAAGGCCCUCUUGCGGAAGUAUGGUGUGCAUCACAAGGUUGGCUUGGCUUAUCACCCUCAAACUAGCGGCCAAGUGGAAGUUACCAAUCGAGAGAUCAAGUCGAUUCUUGAAAAGACGGUUGCUAAGACCCGGAAGGAUUGA